Molecule: messenger RNA, 3929 nt
Organism: Egretta garzetta (little egret)
Lineage: Eukaryota; Metazoa; Chordata; Aves; Pelecaniformes; Ardeidae
Gene: TIMM9
Product: translocase of inner mitochondrial membrane 9
Exons: 4
Coding region: 2113-2382 (89 amino acids)
Source: RefSeq, a predicted model, not a curated record
GCCUUCCCCUCAGCGGGGAUGGAGAGGGAGGGGCGCGCUGGCGUACCCGCACCGGGCCGGGGCUUGGCCGAGCGAGACUCUGCCCGGGCGCAGAAACUCAAGGUGCCCUUGGAAGCAAGAACUGAAGGGUGUAGUGGGGAAAAAAAAACACACCACCUCACAAAAAACCCAAACCACCGAAGUCAAGGUGAAAUUGUUGUAUCUUCAGCUUCCAGCUUAGGUCGAGUCGUGAGUAUGAGCCAGGCCUAAUCUAACUUAAAUAGGGGACCUCUUAUGGAAAAAUACAUAUUUUCUAUUGGGAUAGAACCCUUUGCAUGUGUUUGGCCUGCUCAAAGAGGCUCUGGGGGUGUCCAGUUUCAGACUUGCUAUGUGAGCUUGCUGGUGGCGUUAGGAGACCUUUUCUAUCAUUGACCUCUUCUUCUUCAGGGCAGGGUCCAUCCCACAGCCAGGAGAUCAUGAAUUACAGUAACCUGUGCACCAGGUACACUUUAUUAUCCAGUCACCUGCUGCCCAGUCCCUUUCUCAACUCCUCUGAAGGCCGACAGUAGUGUGUGGGGUGAGAGGAAAACCUUUCUGUAACCACGUCACAAGUACUGGUCUGAAGGAGGGCGGCCGGACCUGCUCCAGGCACAGGGGAGAGCCGGGCUCUGCCUUCAUUCCCCGUGGGGCUGUUGCUGCUGCCUUGCUGGGCUGGGGCAGGAUGAGGGUUGGUUGCCCAGGCAUGCAGCCCCAGGAUUUUGGUGUUAAAUUGCCUCUUGCCCUGAAUUUUAUGCAAUUAGUUUAGCAGCCUGCUGGUUUCAUAGGUAUUUGUAGAUUGAUUAGAUUUAGUAAAAGAGCUCUUUAAAUAAAUGAGUUUUUUACUCUGAUGUCAAUCAAGUUCUAGCCUAGUAAUUCCCAGCUAUUAAAAAAAAAGCUUUCUCUACAAGCUGUGGGUGCUUUAUCUUGACACAUUUCUUUGACUUGGUAUUUUUAUUCUUCUUUGUCCCUUUUAUGCACAUGUAGAAACACUUGUGUGGUGUUCUGUGUGUACAAUUCAAAGUGAAGGUUUAAAAAAAAAAGCCCUGCAGCCCUGUUUGUAUAGAGUAGGCUAUACCUACACCUAAUUCAGAUUGUUAAUCAGGAUAACAAGUGUGAAGGAUUUAUGGUGUCUCUCCAUGGACCCUUCUCCCAAUAAAAUGUAGCUCCUUGUGAAAAGGUUGGGAAAAAACCCACCAAAACACAGGGCUUGUUUAGUUUCCAUGGGAAAGGAUACUGUUGACUCGAGAUUAGGUAAUGGACACUAAUGUUGAUUACAUCAGUGGAAAAAACCAAAACUUCCUUACCGUAGUUUGCAGUGCGUGUUUCACCUGUAAGAGCUCCAGGCUGUUAAUGGGAGGCAGACUUUUCAGCCACCCAGCAGCACAGUAAUAAUAAUCAAAAGCUCUGUUCCAGUUACUAGUGCUUGUGUGUUACGUUCCUGAGCCCUCUGCUCCUGAAGUUCUGGACAUAACAGCUGAGGAAGCUGUAUUCCCACACAUAGGAAGUUUUAGAGGAGUUCUGACCUCUUCAGUUCUGGCUCCUGUUCCUCCUGCCAUGGAAACAGAUAGAUGGUUGACCCAGGUCAGCUAGGAAUCCUUAACCUAAUCACCCUUUUUAUUUAAUAAAUGAGCUUUAGCUUUUUUUUUUAAAAAAAAAAAAAAGCAGAACUGUCACUCUGUAGUAAUUCCAUGUUUCCAUGGCACUAGGAGUGGCAGCUGCAGCAGAAGGAAAUAUUAGAAGUAUUUUCCAGAUUCUAAAACAGGGCUGGGAGCUGGGAAGGAUCUUGCAUGGAGAAUAGGUUUGAAUAGGCUAAAGCCUUUAACCUCUUUGGAAAGAGGAUGGAAAACCCAUUAUGCCUAAUGCUGAAAAAUCAAAACCUCAAGUUAUCCUUAACUGCUAAUUUUGCUCAGAGAGGCUUAUCUUAAAAGAAUGUCUCUUUAGAACAUUGGAAUGUAUUUGGAAGAGCUCCAGGGCCCUUCAAGAAGGGAGACUUCCCAGCCAUUGCUGCUUUCCUGGUGAACCAGCACAUCCAGACUGGCCCUUGUUGCAGAGGUGUAUUCACAGAACAGGUGAGUGAAUCACAGGCAGUAGAAUAUGGCUGGGCAAAUAUCGGAAUCUGAUCAGAUCAAGCAGUUCAAGGAGUUUCUUGGAACAUACAAUAAACUUACAGAAAACUGCUUCCUGGAUUGCAUAAAGGAUUUCACCAGCAGAGAGGUUAGACCGGAAGAGAUGACUUGCUCAGACCACUGCCUACAGAAGUAUUUAAAAAUGACGCAGAGGAUCUCCAUGAGAUUUCAGGAGUACCAUAUUCAGCAGAAUGAAGCUCUGGCAGCUAAAGCAGGGCUGCUUGGCCAGCCUCGUUAGACAGGAGCACUCUGUUCAGACUUCACAAGCAGUGCCAGUGUUCACUGGGCAGGAACACACUUUGGAUAUUCUGCUGUCGGGAUAUGUCCAGCAACUCAGAAGAGAGUCCUAGAUGCUGUUCAGACAGUGGAAACCAUGAAGGGUUAAACAAGAAGUUAGUCAUGGUGGACUGGCAAUGGAGUCUGUGGCUGAAGCCCUUUUCAUUCUACAAUGGAGUAAUACUGAUAUAAACUUUUCCAGGGCCCACAGACUGGCGUGUUUAAAUUUCAGGGGGGGUGGGAGGGUUAUACUUCCUUUCUGCUAGGACUGCUUCAGAUGAAAAAAAAAAAAGUGUAAUACGGGAAACACACUUUUUUAUUUAAUUCAAGUAAAAUAAAUGGGAGCUGUACACUUGUAUGCAUGUUCUUUCCAAAGAUGUAUCUUUAGGACACUGCUCGAGAGCAGUGUUUUGUUUGCUGUGGUCUCAUUCCUCCUCAGCUACUACAGCGUUCUGCUCAUUCAUUGCUGCUUUAAGUUGCUGGUAUGUAACAGGAUUAAUGACUUUGUUUCAGCAGCUGGGGAUCUGUGAAGGGGUUCUUUCUCUUAAUUUGGGAAGAACUUCUGCUGAGCCACCCUCACAGAGCCUUGUGAUCACCCUGACUCUCCUGGACUGCUGGGUGGUGAUGAGUAGAGCCUCAAGCCAAGGGUGGUUAUGAAUGGCAGACAGCUGCAGUUCCUAAUGAGCUCGGGUAGGCAGGGAUGCUCUGCCAGCUUAUCCCUAGGUUACAUUUGCCUCUUGCUUCACCAGGUCAUUUACAAGGGACAGGAGUGUGACAGCAGCAGCACCUCUGCCUGAGGCAACUUCUGUGAAGUCUUUGGUUCCCUUGGGGAGCCCCAGGGGCCCUCUGCACCCAAGCAUGAUGCAUGCAUGGUCCAGUCCCCAUCCCUGGAGGUAUUUAAAAGACAGGUAGAUGAGGUGCUUAGGGACAUGGUUUAGUGGUGGGAUGGCAGGGUUAGGGUAAUGGUUGGGCUUGAUGAUCUUAAAGGUCUUUUACAGCCUAAACGAUUUUAUGCCAAGCCCUGCGCUUGCUGGCAGUUUUUUCCUUUAAUUGCGUGAUUGCUGACAAAGUACAAGGGUAUGCACAAUAUGAUGUCUCUCUUUGCUGCUGGAUGAGUACAGAGAGAAGUUGGUGGAAGCCAGCUGUUCUGAUGCUGUGGGUUUAGUUUAGAAAAAAACACCAGUCCACUGAAUGGACCUCAAUAGCUGAAAUCCUGCCAGCUGGUUGUUAGUACAGCAGAACGAGAGCUAACAGGCAUGUUUUACUUUAGUUCUAACUAAUAAAAUGCAGUAACAAAAGGAACUCGAUAUCACCAUAUCAAUUUUGAGAUUUCAAGCGAUGAAAACUGAAACAAAGCUAUUUCAUGUCAGCUGCCAGGGUCUGUUGUGGGGUAGAAAGGCAGCAAUACGGAACAGAAAUGGCAGGAAGCCUACCCACAUGCUGCUGUUGUUGUUACCUUCUCUGUAGCUUUUUAUUUCCAGCAGCAGUUUGAAAGAAUGAUUUCCUUGC